AUGCCUCUUGAGGAAAGUGAUGUUGAGUCUGAUGCUUGGCCUUCUGAUGAUAGUGAAGAUGAUGAUUAUGAAGUUUCUGAUGUUGAGGCUGAUUUUGAUAUGGAGUUGGACAUUGAUGAUGAGUACAUUGUGAGAGAAGAAGAUGUUCCUGAUAAUAUACCUGAGAAGACCUUUGAGGAUUACUUAGAUGGGUCCCAUGUGUUAGACAAAAUGUACAAAAAUGGUAAAAUCUGGUCUCACUUACCAUUUGGGUCCAUUGAACUUGAAGAGUGGUACAUAGCAAGGCGUCUGAUCAGAAAUUGCAAUUGGAGGAUUCAUGCAUUAGUUCUGAAAGACAAAGUCAGUUGGGCCAUAAAAAAGCUAGAAGGAGAGCAUGCAACUUGUGGGAGGCUGGAAGAGAAUCCUAUGGUCUCUUCAGCAUGGCUAUGCAGACAUUUGUUACAAGACUUAGAGGCAAACCUAGAUGUCCCAGUUGAUUCAUUGCAGAGACUGUGCAUGGAAAGGUACAGGAUCCAUGUCAAGUUGAGGUUGUUAUACAAAGUGAAGAGUUUAGGCAGGGAGCAAUUACAUGGUGGGUUUGCUGAGCCCUAUGCAGCUCUGCCAAAGUAUGCUGAAAUGAUAAAGUCCACAAAUCCUGGGUCAUAUGCUCUUGUUACAUGGACUGAUAGUGGGGAUCAGAGUUUCAAAUUCAAGUCCUGUUUCAUAUCUUUUUCAGCUCAAGUGAAAGGAUUUUUAGGUGGAUGCAGACCUAUCAUAGGAAUAGAUCGUGCACAUCUAAGUGGGUAUUAUAAAGGGAUGAUGCUCACUGCAGUUUCAAUUGAUGGGAAUAAUGAGAUUUUUGUGUUAGCCUAUGGGAUUGUUGACACAGAGAGCAUAGAUUCCUGGACUUAUUUCUUCAGAAACUUGAGGUGCCUGUUUGCUCAAUAUGGAUCUCAGAAGGAUGACUGGACUUUUAUAAGUGACAGGAUGAGGCUUUGUUUGAGGUGUUCCCAAGAGCAACCAAGAGAAUAUGUGUACUCAAAUUGCAAGACUGCAGGAUGGAGUGGGACAACAUUUCAUAAGCUAUUUUGGAUUGCUGCAAAUGCAUACAAUGAAUAUGUGUUUGGAAAAGCAAUGUCUAAGAUAAAAGAGUAUGAUGCAGCAACAUUUGAUUAUCUGACAAAUGUGGAAGAGCAAUGGAGUGUGCACAUGUUUGACAGGACAGUUUGUUGUGAUCAUAACAUAACAAACUUUGUAGAGUCAUUCAAUGCAAUAACAAAGUCCAACAAAGACAUGCCUGUGUUGACAUUACUGGAAGUGUUGCUUUCUGUUACUUUCUUUUUUGGGAAUAAUUCAGCUGUUAGGAAUUGGUGCAUGAAAAGGAUGGGUUCCAAGUUCGAUAAAGCAGUUGAUAUGGAACCUAAUGAGCUGACAGAGCAUGCAAAAGGGGUGUUAGAGACAAGGAUUGAUGAGUCUUUCUUUUUUGGGAAUAAUUCAGCUGUUAGGAAUUGGUGCAUGAAAAGGAUGGGUUCCAAGUUCGAUAAAGCAGUUGAUAUGGAACCUAAUGAGCUGACAGAGCAUGCAAAAGGGGUGUUAGAGACAAGGACUGAUGAGUCUAGGUUCUGCCAUGUGACUGCAGCUGGUGGUGGAGAAUUUGAGGUGAGGGAUGGCCAUGUCAAGUUCCUUGUCACACUUGGGAAUAUGACCUGUGGGUGUGGGAAAUGGCAAGGAUUAGGGAUCCCAUGCAAGCAUGGUCUCAGGGUCAUUUACAACCAGAGACUUGAACCCAGGGAUUUUGUGUCACCUUUCUACAAGGGGGCUGCAUACAAACUAACUUAUGAAGACCACAUCCACCCCAUGGCUGAUCCAACUCACUAG
Messenger RNA from Chenopodium quinoa (quinoa), 1857 nucleotides. RefSeq lists its product as uncharacterized. The coding region runs from base 1 to 1857 and encodes 618 amino acids. The record is from RefSeq and is a predicted model, not a curated record. Gene Ontology annotation, molecular function: zinc ion binding. NCBI's taxonomy places the organism in Eukaryota, Viridiplantae, Streptophyta, Magnoliopsida, Caryophyllales, Amaranthaceae. The transcript is spliced from 4 exons.